UUAUCAUUUUUAGAUAUUUAUAUUUUGGUGUUUGGAUUGAAUUAAAUGAAAUAAAUAAAUAAUACUCUACAAGUUACUAGCAAUUUUCAAAUGAUAAAAAUAAAACCAAAACGCUUUGUGUAUCAUAUGGACAAUACCUACCGCUCAUAGUACACAAUACGCAUUUUCAAACAAAAGCCUUUGCGCAUUUAGCAUUAUAUUAUUCUAAAUUGCCAAAAAGUCAGAUAAUGUGUGCGGAAUACUGCUCAACGCCGAAACGAUGUCAGUUGUAUUUUCAUUUUUUAACAUAGGAAUGGAUACAGCUUAGCAGAGUUUGAAAAGUAAAUCGAUAAUGAUUUACCAUGUAUUUGGAUACAGAUGAUUUAGUGACAUCCAGUAUAAUUACAUUUAUAAUCGCAAUUGUAGUGUUUGUUCUCAGUAUUAAAGCGUUCAGAUGGUUGUCUCCUGAAAAUGAUGUGGCUGAUAAAGGUGUAUCAUCUCAUGUGUGGGUUGAAAAACCAACUUACAUAUUAAGUGAUCCAAAUGCCUGUAUCAUAUGUGAUACAUUAACUCAUGGAUCUAAAGUUCGAUACUGUGAUAAUUGUGGGAUUUUUGUUGACCUAGGCUGUGUAAAAAAAGCUAACAAACGAAUAUGCUGUAAGAUUUUAAGUACCAAUAGACCACCUAAGACUUUCAUACACCACUGGAACAAGUCUCUGUUAAUUGAUGUUGCAUGUUGUGUUUGUUCCUCGGAUGAUGACACUGAUAGUAUUCUUGGGCAUUUUUUUCAAUGUAUAUGGUGCCAGAGAUUUUUACAUGAAAAUUGUAUAACUCAAUUUAGCCAGAAAUGUGAUUUUGGAAUAUAUCGCAAAUAUAUUAUACCACCAUUUUGUAUAAAAACAACUAAUCGAUUUAAAAAUAUAUCCAAGCAAACAAUUGAAAAAAUUACUCACCCUGGUUGGGAAAACUGGACACCAUUAAUCAUAUUCGCCAACAAGAAGUCUGGUAAUAAUGAUGGAGCUAUAAUAAUUUCACAUUUCCGGCGUCUACUAAAUCCUAUACAGGUGUAUGAUGUUAUUGACUGCCCACCAGAAAAAGCUUUAGAUUGGUUAAAAAAUACACAGCUGGAAUCUGUAUUUGUCUUGGUUGCUGGUGGUGAUGGUACAGUAGCUGGUGUAUUAAACAGCAUUCAUAAUUUACAAUUAAAAAUUGAUCCUGCUGUAGGUAUUAUACCACUUGGUACAGGCAAUGACUUGUCUAGAGUUUUGGGAUGGGGAACUUCAUAUUCUGACUCUGAUUGUUCCGGAAUAGUGAAUUCUCUUGAUAAUAUUUCAGUUAUAAAAUUAGAUAGAUGGAAAGUGAACAUUUUGUCAAAUGUUUUGAAGAAGAUCAAAAUAACAAACACUAUCACAAUGUACAAUUAUUUAGGAAUUGGUUUGGACGCUCAAAUAACAUUGGAUUUUCAUCGGACUAGAAAGUCACCAUUAUAUUUAUUCAAUAGUACACUGUUGAAUAAGAUGAUAUAUGUAGGGUGUGGCACUCAACAAUUUCUAGAACAUCAGUGUAAAGGACUGCCUGAUAUGAUUGAGUUAUAUAUGGAUGACAAAAAAAUAGUUUUACCAGAUAUAGAAUCCAUUGUAAUUGUGAAUAUUGAAUCUUGGGGUGCCGGCGUGAACUUAUGGAAAUUAGGAGCUAAUGAUGGUAAUGAGUUUGGUGCUCAAUUCAUUGAUGAUGGAUUGUUAGAAGUACUUGGCAUACGAUCUUCCAUUCAUAUAGCACAGCUAAAAAUGGGAAUUUCUGAACCCAUUAGAAUUGGUCAAGCAUCUGUGAUCAGAGUAAAAUUAUUGCAAAAAUUACCAGUUCAGGUUGAUGGAGAACCUUGGCUCCAACCAAAGUGUGAAUUUGAGCUUAAGCGGUGUAACCAAGCUACAGUUUUGAAGUUGUCAAAUAUAAUUUAACAAAUUUAUAGGUAAAACUGCAAAAAAAUGGGUUUUUUUCCGUGUGGCGAGUUUCCCUCUACGGUUAAUGGGUAUAUACUCACAAGACACUGUAUAUGUAAUAUGUACCUUAUUAAGAUUUCUAGAUUGUAGAUGAGUGUUAUAAAAUUGUGUAAAAUAAUGAAUUUUCCUUCAUAUUAUAAAGAAGAACGUUAUAUUAUUAUUUAUUUGUUAAGAAAGAUUUCAUUGUUAUGAAUUACUUUUGAUUUUCUUUGAUCUGUUGUUAUUGCUAAUGAUUGUUGAAUUUUUAAUAUCAUGUUAUUAUUGUGUGUUUGUUUGCU
Myzus persicae (green peach aphid) is the source of this 2257-nucleotide messenger RNA. Its product is annotated as diacylglycerol kinase epsilon-like. Gene Ontology annotation, molecular function: ATP-dependent diacylglycerol kinase activity. The record is from RefSeq and is a predicted model, not a curated record. The transcript has 10 exons. NCBI's taxonomy places the organism in Eukaryota, Metazoa, Arthropoda, Insecta, Hemiptera, Aphididae. The coding region runs from base 342 to 1937 and encodes 531 amino acids.